AUGACAGCUGAGACAGUUGCACACGCCUUUUACACUCAGUGGAUUUGUCAAUUCGGUACACCAUUGACAAUCACCACUGAUCAAUGUCUGCAGUUCGAAUCAGCACUGUUCACCUCACUCUCACGAAUCAGAACGACGCCGUAUCAUCCUCAAUCGAAUGGUCUGGUGGAACGGUGGCACCGCACACUCAAUGCGGCUCUCAUGUGCAAUAAUGAGACACUUUGGCCGGACAUGCUGCCGUCAGUUCUACUAGGACUCCGAACCGCAUACAAACCAGAUCUGAAAGCAUCUCCUGCUGAAAUGCUUUUCGGGACUACAAUGCGUAUACCCGGUAAUUUCUUUGAUACAGCAAGCUCACCAGGUGAUCCACAAACAUUCGAGAGGAAAUACAGCCAAAUCAUCCAAGCAAUCAGGCGAGCACCAACAGCUCAUCACACCAAACGCAAGCUGUUCCUACUCAAAAACCUAGACACGUGCACCCACGUCUUCAAGAGAGUAGACUCCAUCAAGAAGCCUCUGCAACAACCAUACACUGGCCCCCAUGAAGUCAUCCAGCGUGUAGACGACAAAACCUACAUCAUUAGAAUCAAUGGGGCAGACAAAACAGUCUCAAUCGACAUGCUGAAGCUAGCAUACAUUGAGUUAACAGACAACUCAUAA
Messenger RNA from Bactrocera neohumeralis, 660 nucleotides. RefSeq lists its product as uncharacterized. The record is from RefSeq and is a predicted model, not a curated record. The transcript has a single exon. The coding region runs from base 1 to 660 and encodes 219 amino acids. Lineage: Eukaryota; Metazoa; Arthropoda; Insecta; Diptera; Tephritidae. Gene Ontology annotation, molecular function: nucleic acid binding.